This is a messenger RNA of Neurospora crassa OR74A, 3453 nucleotides long. RefSeq names its product C6 zinc finger domain-containing protein. Gene Ontology annotation, cellular component: nucleus. Lineage: Eukaryota; Fungi; Ascomycota; Sordariomycetes; Sordariales; Sordariaceae. Gene Ontology annotation, molecular function: DNA-binding transcription factor activity, RNA polymerase II-specific; zinc ion binding; transcription cis-regulatory region binding. Gene Ontology annotation, biological process: positive regulation of transcription by RNA polymerase II. The record is from RefSeq and is a predicted model, not a curated record. The transcript is spliced from 4 exons. The coding region runs from base 13 to 3375 and encodes 1120 amino acids.
AAAAAAACAAAAAUGAAUCCAGGCGUCCAACAUCCAAAAAUACACACAAAUCAAUGGAUUGUUGAACGGCAUCGUGCCUUACCGCCGCCAUCAUCAGCCCAUCUUGCUGCACUCGAUGAUCACUCACAGUCUUAUUCUGCCGUCACCGACUCAUACCCGACUAGCGGUGGCCCUUACGAGGUGUCGCCAGCGAAACGGGUAAGGAUAUCAGGCAUUCUAGCAUCCUCAACCGCAGGCUGGGGCACGGGUCAACAGCAUGGCCAAGCUCAUGAUGCAGAAGUAGGGCCUUCUACUGAAACGGGCCCCAGAGCUCCCAAGUCCACUUACCGUGAGAAGAAUGGCGAUAUCACGGUGAAAAAUUCCAACGCAAUACCGCAAAGCGGCAGCACGAGCAGCAGUGUCAACACUAACAACAAGUCUCGCCGGGUCCGCACUGGGUGUCUAACCUGCCGUGGCCGCCACCUCAAGUGCGAUGAAGCCUUCCCGGAAUGCAACAACUGCCGAAAGAGUUGUCGUGAAUGCAAACGGGGUCUACGCCUGAACUUCAUCGAUACCCGAGUCAAAAGUCCGCCAUUUGUGCCGCCUACGUUGGAGUGGUCAGUACAAUUUCAUGACGAGUCGCGGCUGAUUGCGUCGGAGUAUCAGGGUGGAUUGGGACGCUAUCCCCGGCUGGAUCAGAACACCGCCGUCACGCCGCCUCAUGAGACAGAACUGGAUGCCACGCUCCGUGUUGUCGCUCAGAAACAGGAUGCCGGUGACGGCAAGACCUACCACCCGGACAACGACGUCACUCCGGGCCUUGGUGAACAGGAUGUGGUCGACAAUGGCAGUGGUGCUGGCUUGAUCAUAAAACUCUCCCCUAACCAGCCCAUUUACCAUGGAAAUCAGUUAUUCCAACCCCAAGAUCUGCACCUGCGGAAUGACAGCGACGGUCCUUUCACGAUGCGGGUCAAGAUCUCACAACACCACUCAGCAAAGGAUAGCUGGGCUUCACAAGCCCAAGGAUACAGGAGGAGCGAGGCAUCAUCGAUUGCGGUGCCUUCUUUUUCCCAGCAUGGCCAUCAAAGUCAGUCUGUACGGCAAAGCGUUCCUUUGACGACCUAUGGGCUGCAAACCAGCCAAACCCAGCACGCGCCGGAAGCCAUGUCAGAAAAUUCGACCGCCAGGACUACCCCGUCAAAGAAAACAACUGUCGAACGGGACUACCUCAGCACGGAUUCCGAAAUUCAUCUUAUGCAAGUGUUCAUUAGCGAAGUCGCCCCCUGGAUGGACAUCCUUAGUAAAGGCAAGCAUUUCGCCAACAUGAUGCCCGACCUAGCCCUCAAAUCACCCAUGCUUCUCAAUGCUCUCCUAGCCUGUGGCACCAUGCACCUCUCCCUGACACAACGACAUCAACAACAACAACAACAACAACAACAACAACAACAACAACAACAACAACAACAACAACAACAACAACAACAACAACAACAACAACAACAACAACAACAACAACAACAACAACAACAACAACAACAACAACAACAACAACAACAACAACAACAACAACAACAACAACAACAACAACAACAACAACAACAACAACAACAACAACAACAACAACAACAACAAUCUUCUUCCCAGCCUUCCGGUAUCAGCACUAUCAACAAAGCCUGUUCGUACUACGAUCUCGCAAUGAUGGAGCUCUUGCAUAACCUCGAGCAGACUGGCUCACCAUCGGACCGCAAUGCAGCCGAGUGUGCCACCGCGGCUACUGUGCUCAACGCGUACGACAUUAUGAACAGCGGCGGGAACCCGUCCCCAUCCCCAUUCCCGUUAUCGAGAUUGCAGCAGCAGCAACAGCAACGGGUAGCAGUAGAUUACCACAUCGCCGGCUGCGCCAGGGCGCUGGUACAGGAAUGCGGGUGGAACGCGAACUCGGCGUCCGCGACGGGGACUGGUGUGGGGGAAGCUUGUUUCUGGUUCAACGGGUGCAUGGAGGUGCUCAGCUGUUUGCAGCCGGCGCUGGUGAUGAUGAACUCGUGGCAGCAGACCCCAACUGUUUGGGAUCCCGAUCAGUGGGGGCUGGAUGUGAAUGUUGACCGAUGGGCGACUGCUGCGAAUAGUACGGCGGUUACGGGGAACGACGGUAAUCUGAAAAUAAUUGAAGAUGAUGACCAGUCGCCCUUUGGGCUUCGUCGGCUCGGUGCUUCGGGCGGUGGGGGAUACGGCACUGGCAACGGCAGCGGAGAGGAAGAGCUUUGGGCGCAACGCAUCCUCUACGUCCUCGCCAAGGUUGUUAACUUUUGCUCUGCAAACAACAGCGUGUCACGAUACCAAGAAACCUCGCCUCACGACGAACAGAUGCGUCUCCAGAGGCGGUUCACGGAGUGGAAGAGCCUCAAUGACAUGUGCGACGCCUGGAGAAGUAAUUGUCCGCGUUCAAUGCGGCCGUAUGGAUAUGUUCGCUCGUCCUCGAGCGGGUCGUUGUUUCCUAAUGUCUGGCUCAUCAAUCGCCCUGCCCUCAUUGCCCGCCUCUUCUACCACGUAGCCAUGUGCAUACUCGCCCAAGUAAACCCCGUCAGUCCGCGCGAUAGUGACGCCAACCGCGAGCUUCAGCAACAUCACGCUCAGCAGGUGUGCGGCAUCGCGGCGCAUAACAAAGAUCGCGCCGUGGCGUCGAUAGUGACUCGCUGCGUUGCGACCGUGGGCGGUGUGCUAUCUGAUCGAGUUGAGCAGACUGAGGCAUUGGCUAUCCUUGAGAGGAUCAGCACCGAGACUGGGUGGAGGUUGGGUAGCUUGAUGACUGAUUUGAAGAGGGCUUGGAGCUGGGGAGUUGUUGAGACGCCAAAUGGUGGUGGUGGUGGUGGUACAAAUGCUGCUAAUGAGAACAACAGUGGUAGAGGAGGAGGAGGAGGAGGAGGAGGAGGAGGAGGAAAAGCCUUUGCUUCGGCUCUACUUGGUGCUGGCGAUCUGACCUCAGCGACAGGGCAGACAACAAUGGAGUUGCCGCUUCCGUUGCCUUCAAGACCGCCUUCUAUAUUACAGCUUUUUGGUACGUCAUCGCAGGCUCAGCAACAACAGGCGCCAGCUGCCAGGACUCCUUCCACAGCGGCAGCAACUACGUACUCUAACUCGCCUACUAUACCCAAUUUGACGACCGCUCAACCAAAUCUUGCUAUCACUGCCUCAAGCAGCCGACACCAGACGCAUCAGACGCAUCACAGUCAUCCGACACACCAAAGCAAACCUAGUCCGCCUUCUUCGGCUGUGGGCGUUAGUCAACAAGCAUACCAGAGAUGGUACCAACAGGCCCCUUCGCCUAUAAGGUCAGGCACCAUGAGUUCACAGCAGAUGAGAGGGACAGGAGGCUCUUCAUCUCUGGGAUGGGGUUAAAAUCCCGUUCAAUGAUCUCUACAAAGACGUUUCACUAUGGUAGACUUGUCAAGUUCCCUAUCAUCACUAGAAUUUUGC